AUGAAACCUUCCCCCUACCCCACACCCCGCCCCCAGUAGCCCUGGUCGCCACCCCUAGAAGAUAGCGGAACCCAGAAAAGAAGAGGCUCGUGGACAGAAAAGUCAUGUCCGACUCCCUGGUGGUGUGCGAGGUGGACCCAGAGCUAAAGGAAAAGCUGAGGAAAUUCCGCUUUCGAAAAGAGACAGACAACGCAGCUAUCAUAAUGAAAGUGGACAAAGACCGGCAGAUGGUGGUGUUGGAGGAAGAAUUUCAGAAUAUUUCUCCGGAGGAACUAAAAAUGGAGUUGCCAGAGAGACAGCCAAGGUUCGUGGUUUACAGCUACAAGUAUGUGCACGCUGAUGGCCGAGUGUCCUACCCCUUGUGUUUCAUCUUCUCCAGCCCCGUGGGCUGCAAGCCCGAACAACAGAUGAUGUAUGCAGGGAGUAAAAACAGGCUGGUGCAGACAGCAGAGCUCACAAAGGUGUUUGAAAUCCGCACCACUGAUGACCUCACCGAGGCCUGGCUCCAAGAGAAGUUGUCUUUCUUUCGUUGACCUCGGGGAUGGAAACCUGAUUUCCUGAUGUCUGAGUCCCCUCUGGGGACCCCUAGGACCUGAACAUCUGAAACCUUAAAGGAAUUAAAAUGCAAGAACUCAAGAGAC
Molecule: messenger RNA, 641 nt
Organism: Sus scrofa (pig)
Lineage: Eukaryota; Metazoa; Chordata; Mammalia; Artiodactyla; Suidae
Gene: GMFG
Product: glia maturation factor gamma
Biological process (GO): actin filament debranching; negative regulation of Arp2/3 complex-mediated actin nucleation
Cellular component (GO): cortical actin cytoskeleton
Molecular function (GO): Arp2/3 complex binding; actin binding
Source: RefSeq, a predicted model, not a curated record